AGAUGUCAAUCAUUCAACAGCGAUUCGUCUGGGUCCAGAAGCUGGCACUGAUACGCGACGGUGAUGCAUGCUGUUUGUCUGUUUUGAUCUUGGCCACAUUCCGCGGCCUGAGCCGAUCCUGAGCAACACUGACACAACUUCGUGGCGCAGCAUGCACAACCUAGCCACAGACCGUAUGCACAAACUUCGUCAAGCCAUCCUUUCACCGUAUAUCACCUAUCAACGGUAGCUUGGAUCGCGAAACCACAGCGGAGCUCAUCUGUCUGGGCGAGUCUCUGCAGAGACAGAGAAACUCGAUCCCGUCGUGUACCUCCAAGAUUGCACCCUCUUUUUGCAUUGUGAGGACGUCCGCCCAGACCUCCUCCCCAUCAAUCCUUCCAUCGCCAGAGAAGGACAAAAGAUGUGUCUUCAGUCCUUCCUGCCGAAGGACUUAUCUCGAUGGACCCUGGAAUCUCAAAGCUGUAAAUACACCGCGAUACGAUAUCUAUCGAGUGUAACAAUAUGUCUUUCUCGAAGACAGCAACAUCACGCAUCUUUCUUGAUCUACCAGUAGAUUGUCGCACAGAGAAGGCAAUGUCAAACGGAGACUACCAUGACCCUCAACAUGGUUGGGUUGCCGGUUCUCGACAAUCCGCCCCGCCUCCAUCUGCUGUCAGCAAAGUAUUCCAUGCAGUGAUGGAUGAGGGUCCAUUUGACGAUGCCCAGUCAGAGCUUCAAUGGUGGGAUCAACUCCCAUCUGUCCCAGCAGUAACUAGUCUAUUUCUCCGGCAACAGAACCGGCGGAGAUGGAAUCCGGAUUCGCUAGCACAUAUGUUUGCCCGGUUUCCUCGGCUCCAGGACGUCCACUACGAGCCCUGGAGGGAAUGGAACUUCCUACAACGCGAAACAGACAGAGAUGCUAGCUAUUACUUCUUCGAGAUCCAACCCUCUUGGGAGUGGCCAAACCUGCUGUCGCUGGUUCUCACUUCAAAAUUACUCACACCCGACGAGAAUCCGACAGAUAUCAACGCUAUACUUCAGGCAGCCGCGUUGGCGGCUAUGAAGAUGCCUCGCUUGAAGACAAUGGAGAUUUGGAACGGACGAAAGGGCUUAGCAGCGCUCUUUCGGUAUCAGGCGCUCCGCAACGUACAGCAAGCCGUAGUUCUGUGGAGAGGCACAUGGGAUUUGGCAAUGGAACCUCCUCUGAUCCAGGCUUGGGAAGCUGUGAUGCAUCAGUAUGAUGGACGGAGACUCGAUUUAGUCCAGGAGCGGCUGGAUGAGACUGCUAUCAAGUCUCACGGUGAUGCGCUUUCUUGUCUGAUGCUUUCAAGCCAGGUCAUUCGGCCCAUCUCGUUACAGCAGAUCCAAAUGGAACAGAAAGCUCUAGAGGGCGCAGACACUAUAUAA
This is a messenger RNA of Verticillium dahliae VdLs.17, 1386 nucleotides long. RefSeq lists its product as uncharacterized. The transcript is spliced from 2 exons. The coding region runs from base 502 to 1386 and encodes 294 amino acids. The record is from RefSeq and is a predicted model, not a curated record. NCBI's taxonomy places the organism in Eukaryota, Fungi, Ascomycota, Sordariomycetes, Glomerellales, Plectosphaerellaceae.